Molecule: messenger RNA, 387 nt
Organism: Psilocybe cubensis
Lineage: Eukaryota; Fungi; Basidiomycota; Agaricomycetes; Agaricales; Agrocybaceae
Exons: 2
Coding region: 1-387 (128 amino acids)
Source: RefSeq, a predicted model, not a curated record
AUGGUUUCUAUACUCCAGCUCCCAGACAGUCUACAGACAAACGACGAGCAUUACAACGAUAUGUACACCAGCAUCGCAAAAUCUACUCUCUUCGUCGCUCUCGGCCUCCUCGCGUCGUUCGCGAGCGCCAACCCAUUACCAGAGCUCGAGAAACGCAUUACAUGCCAGCUCAACUACAUCCCAGCGUGCUGCAGCUUUAUGGAAUGGGAGUCGUGGCCCCAAGUUGUACCUGGAUUAAGCUCAGGGUGUACUCCACUGGCCUCCGAGCCAAAUCAAGUUUGCCCUGCCGGUGCUCUGGCCCUUGGAUGCUGCCAGCAAAACUUCUUCACUGCUGGACAGCUUCAGUAUGGUGCCAACAACCAGGUCUACUGUUACGGCCAAUCGUAA